AUAGUGGAUAUCGGAUAUCGACGUGUCGUACAUACCGUCAAAUAUAUUUUUUAAUGUAACGUCAUAUCACGUCAUAUGCACUGUGACGUUUCCACAAGUCGAGAUCAAAGCUGGUGAUGGGAGAGAGAACGUGGAAAGAUUGGAGACCUUUCGUGUACGGAGGUUUAGCUUCGAUCGUUGCAGAGCUGUGUACUUUUCCCUUAGAUACGACAAAAACACGAUUACAAGUACAAGGCCAGAAAUAUGAUCAAAAGCUUGCACGUUUAAGAUAUUCUGGCAUGAUUGACGCUUUAUUACAAAUAUCCAAACAAGAAGGAAUGAAAGGUUUAUAUUCUGGGAUUAGUUCUGCCAUCUUACGACAAGCGACAUACGGAACUAUAAAGUUUGGAACUUACUAUUCACUCAAAAAAGUUGCGAUAGAUACAUGGGCAACGGGGGAUUUAGUCACAAUAAACAUUGUUUGCGCAGCGUUAGCUGGAGCUAUGUCAAGCGCAAUUGCCAAUCCUACUGACGUAGUAAAAGUUCGUAUGCAAGUAACUGGCAAUGAAACAAAUGCAUCGCUAUUUACUUGUUUCCAAGAUGUAUAUAGACAUGAAGGUGUUCGCGGGCUUUGGAGGGGUGUUGGACCAACUGCUCAACGAGCAGCCGUUAUCGCGGCUGUAGAACUACCUAUAUAUGACUAUACCAAGAGUAAAUUUAUGAAUGUGUUGGGAAAUAGCGUUAGUAAUCAUUUUGCAUCUAGUUUUAUAGCUAGUAUGGGGAGUGCCGUAGCUUCGACGCCUAUAGACGUAAUUCGUACCCGACUGAUGAAUCAAAGGAGAGUACACAUGGUUGGCACGAAGCCUUCGUCAUACAUUUACAGUGGCAGUAUGGAUUGUUUGGUUCAGACGAUUAAAAAUGAAGGUAUUCUGGCCCUGUACAAAGGUUUUAUCCCGACGUGGUUCAGAAUGGGACCGUGGAAUAUUAUAUUUUUUAUUACUUAUGAACAAUUAAAACAGUUGUGAUGCGUCGUUGGUAUCGUAUCGAAUCUUCAAAUUCUUCAUCACAAAAUAAGAUCUGGAAAUACAUUUCAGCAUAAACAUCAUUAUAUACAUUACACUAUAAGUUAAUCUCACGUGGAUGCAACUUAGUUGUGAUUGUGAAAGUAACUGUUGAUUAGUUAUCUUAAUGCGAUAUAAAAUAAGUAAUACUUGAAAUGUAUAAACAACGUAGAUAUAGCACUCUUCAGAGUUAAUGUAAUUCUAGAAAUAGAUAUAAGAAAAAGAAAGUAAACAGGAAAGUUCAAGAGCUUCCCAAAGUACAAGCUUCCACAAAUAUUUUUAGUUGUUAAACGUGUUACACUUUCAUACAUUGUGAUGAUUUCAUAUGUAUGUUACUUCGAUUAUCUCGAAAUUUUGACAUAAAUUCUAUUCUGCACAACGUUCUUGAAUCUUGUAAAUAUAAAUCAGUAACGAACAUUCUACAAAGUGUUAAAAUACCAUAUAUAGAAACAAAAGUUCGAGGUUCCUGUUUGAUUUGCAAUGUUUUAUACAAUACUAGUCAUUGUUAUCUAUAGGAAUAUAAUAAUGAAUCAUUUUACUUCAGUAUUUUUAUAUAGCAUUUAUUGUCAUGUUUCUGGCAUACACGCUAGUCACUUUGAGAGAUUCUUGUGAACGUAAUAUAAGAUAUUGUACGAGUCCAAAAUCCAUCUAUUAAUUUUAUGAAUAAUAUUGAUAUUGUACAAUAUAAAAUGGUCAAUUUAAUUAAUUCUUUUAAAAUUUUAAUUAGCGUACAUUUUAUGAAUGUUGCAGUCAAAAUUUACGUGUUUACACAGCACGUAUACAAAAUGUGUAUAAAUGUAACUUGAUCUAUUUUAAUUUUUUAUUCUGUGAAAUAUACAUUAAUCUGUAUGCACGCACGCGCGCGCGCGCGCACACACGCACACACAUAUACGUACAAAUUUUUAUGCUGUGUAUAAAAAUGUGUAUGUUUAAUAUUCAGUACUCGCAUUUUAAGUACUACCCAUUUUGCAACAUAAACUCUUACGAGUUGAUGACUUUGUAUUAAAUACAAUGAUAUUACAAUAGCUUAUUACAAUACGAAAUUAUUUAUUUUUUUGUCAAGGUAGAAAGACUGAUGUAUAGUCGAGAAUAAUAUUCCACUAAGAAAAAGUGAAAUGUAACAUUACAUAUCACCAUGUAUACAAUAUAUAUUAUAUAAAUUACAUCAAAAUUUUAA
Molecule: messenger RNA, 2217 nt
Organism: Temnothorax curvispinosus
Lineage: Eukaryota; Metazoa; Arthropoda; Insecta; Hymenoptera; Formicidae
Gene: Bmcp
Product: mitochondrial uncoupling protein Bmcp
Exons: 8
Coding region: 117-1004 (295 amino acids)
Biological process (GO): mitochondrial transport
Cellular component (GO): mitochondrial membrane
Source: RefSeq, a predicted model, not a curated record